AUUAUUAGAGAAGAAUAUUAUUAUGGUGGGAAGCAGGUGCGCGAAGCAGCAUUAGAAAUCAUCCAAAACUUGAUGCUAGCGCAAAUUGAGAAGGCAGAAUUAUCAUCCAACAAAGAUUCUUGUAAGGACAUCUGAACAUUCAACAUGAACUACCAGAAGGUGUACAUGAACCAGAUCUACUCGAGUUCCAUCAUGAGGCAGGUGGCUCAGAUGUGGAAAAACCAGCUGCUGUGUGACGCAGUCAUCAAGACAGGAAACACUCAAACAAAGGCUCACAGAUUGGUCCUGAUUGCUGCCUGCCCAAUGCUUCAGCACAUGGAAAAUGCAUCAGUAGGAUCUCAUCUGGAAGUACGACUCAAUUCUGAUAUAAAACAGAACUCUAUUAAUACAUUCUUGCAGUAUUUGUAUGAAGGCUAUAUGAUGUUGACAGAAGAAAACUGCAAAGAUGUUGAGAAAAUUGCGAAACUUCUGCAUGCGGACAGUGUAGCAAAAUGCUGUGUUGAUUUUCAAAAGUGUUUAAAUGCUAAAUCUGGUAUGUCAUCAUAUGAAGGUGCUAAUUUUGAGGUGCAGGACAGUGUAGAAUUCCGUUAUGUCUGUUCUACAGACAUACAAAAGACUGUGCAGGAUGGUGCGAUGAAGAGAUCCUCUGAAAGCAGUGGAAGACCUCCUAGUCCAGGUAGCAAGAGGGCAAGAGUGCAGUCUGGGGGUCCAGGCAUGAUGGGUAGAGUUGAUGAUAGGUUCAGCAUGGCACACAGUUACACACAAGACCCAUUUGAACGUGUUCCAAGGCUUGGGUCAGGUUACCAACAACCAAAGCCACAACCAGGGGUAAUCGAAAUUCUAGAGGAUACCAUAGAGAUGGUAACAUCUGAACCUCCAGAAAGAGAUCCAGAUGGGUGGCCCAGGAAGUCAGAUAGACCCCCGAUCCAGAAAAGUAUGUCUAUAUCUGUUGCUGGCCAGGUGAAAGGUGGAGACAGCGACUUACAGAUAAUAGAUGUUUCAAGUUUAUCAGUACCCUCACAAAGCAAACCAUCAAAUACCAGUAGAGUGCGUUCAGACUCUACAAAUGAUAGACCUUCUACAAGUUAUGACAUUUCACAGCCAGGAAGAUCAACACAGAGACAGUCUCCAUACAGUUCCGACCAGUCCCAGUCUCCAAGGACUGAAGUAGAUGGAUCUUUCCAAAGACAGCAACAACAGUUCAGCCAAUCAGCAGCUGCUAAACAGACACAGCCAAGAGCAGCACCACACCCAAGUCACCCUCCACAGCUGAAGCACAUGUCAAUGUCUGGUGUACAAAACUCUCAAAAGUCCUUUGCUGCUGGCAGUCCUUCUCAAGCCAGCUUUGCUGCAGGCAGUGCAUCGCAAGUUAGUUUUACAGGGGUUAGCAGUUCACAGUCAAACAGUCCUCAGAUACCACCCACCCCUGCUAGCACUACUGCCAUGAGUCCCAGGAAUGUUGCAGAAUCUACUCCAACAUUGCCAUCACCCACUAAAUCCUUAACAGAAGCAUCACGAAGACAACAAACAGUUGUGAUUGACCAGCCUCCUACAGAUAAUGCUCAACAAGGUCAACAGGCACAAGAGCAAUCAGCACACAAAUCUCAAGAAAAAGACCCAGUUAAUCAGAAAUCCAUUGAGAUGCAUGCUGAAGAUGUAGAAAGGUUGCUGGCUGCAUCUGAGCCUGUAGCUUCUCAGAGUGGGAAUACUGGGGAAAAGUCUAAAGAGUCUGUUGCUGACUUGACUGUAAUCAAGAUAGAGGAGGAGGAUGAGGAAGAUACUGGGGGUCUGGACAUGUAUGUAGACGUCCCUGACGACAGCAAGCAGCCCCUUAAUCUGGGCAGUCGGGACGAUUCCACGGAACAGAGUGAAAUAGAAGACCCUCCAGGGGACUGGUCGAGAGAAGAUUUCUCCAAUGAAAGUGGCAGUUUUGGUGCAGAUCCAAAUAUCUCGUGGCAAGAUGCAUCCUUUAAUAAAGGAUCCUCUGUGGCGUUCCAUAGUCCACCACAGAAAGGUGUUCUCUCCUGCCCAGAGUGUAACGCCGCUUUUUCCAGCAUGCGGUAUCUUAUAGAACACAGGAGGGUGGACCAUAAGUCGGUGUACGUAGCUUUUUGCGAUGCAUGUGGGAAAGGCUUCAAAUCGGCCUCGGGAUACCACAUCCAUAAGAAAAUGUUUCACAGUGCAGAAUGCAACUACCCGAUGUGCAAGAUUUGUGGAAAGAAAUUCGCAAGUUCGAGUAGACUUCUCGUUCAUUUGAGAUCGCAUUCAGAUCAGAGAAACUUUUUCUGCUCGAAGUGUGGAAAGUCUUUCAAAUACGAAGGAUGUCUGAAAAAACACGGCGACACUUGUAGAUAGAUUUUAAAUGUAUGACAGAUCUGGCAUUUGGUACUACCUUGUAACUAUUGAGGUCAAAUUGUUUAAUGUUUUGGUUUGUUAUAAUUUUCAUUAUCACAUAUUAUGAAAUUGUCUUGACCUUACUGUGGUUUCAUGAUUUGCAGUUUGUGGUUUUGCAAUGGAAAAUACAAGUGUAUCAAAACUAAACAGGUGCACUUCUUUCUGUGCACGAGUAAGCAAGGCAAUUGGAAACUUUGUCCAAAAUUUAAUCGUAUUCAAUAAUCGAAGAUCUAGGACUUCUGAAACCAUGCACUGGAUUAAAUAGUCGUCGAAAUUUGCGUUAAUGAAACUUUCUCUUUACACCUGCUUAUUUACUGUCAUUCAGAAAAUGUAUUAUUAUCAUUUUUUUUCUUAAUUAGUUGUGAAAGAAAUGUUUCAUUACGAUGGCAUUAUAUAUUCUGCCCGUGUCGUAAUGGAAUUGUUCUCAAUAACGCUAGAAAUUAAAAAAAAAAAAACCUUCGCAUCAAUGAGUAGUAGCAUCGAUUUGCUUUAUAAUGAUUGUAACUUUAAAUGACGAUUGUCAACAGACGUAGCAAACUAAUUAAUCUUACACGGAUCCAGAAAAAUGUCCAGGGGGGAUCCCAGGGAUAACUGUUUGGAUAAUAAUUUGCGAUAUAAUCAUGUAGGAUCUGAUCCAGACAACAGAUGUAUAUUACACGUACUUCGUGAUUGUAAAAUUAAGCAUAGUAAAUUUUAGAUACAAUAAAACGGUGUUUUAUUUUUAUGUCAAAUGGUGAACAUGUAUUGCCGGAUUACAAAUGGUAGCUUACUAAAGUUUCAUAAACCAGUUCGUGAGUAUAUGUAUAUAU
Messenger RNA from Magallana angulata, 3203 nucleotides. RefSeq names its product fez family zinc finger protein erm-like. Gene Ontology annotation, biological process: regulation of transcription by RNA polymerase II. The record is from RefSeq and is a predicted model, not a curated record. Gene Ontology annotation, molecular function: RNA polymerase II cis-regulatory region sequence-specific DNA binding; protein binding; DNA-binding transcription factor activity, RNA polymerase II-specific. The transcript is spliced from 5 exons. NCBI's taxonomy places the organism in Eukaryota, Metazoa, Mollusca, Bivalvia, Ostreida, Ostreidae. Bases 145 to 2355 code for a protein of 736 amino acids. Gene Ontology annotation, cellular component: nucleus.